This is a messenger RNA of Leishmania braziliensis MHOM/BR/75/M2904, 1344 nucleotides long. RefSeq names its product putative protein kinase. The record is from RefSeq and is a predicted model, not a curated record. NCBI's taxonomy places the organism in Eukaryota, Euglenozoa, Kinetoplastea, Trypanosomatida, Trypanosomatidae. Gene Ontology annotation, molecular function: protein kinase activity; ATP binding. The transcript has a single exon. Bases 1 to 1344 code for a protein of 447 amino acids. Gene Ontology annotation, biological process: protein phosphorylation.
AUGUCGUGGCAUAAGUGCUCCAUGUGUCAGUCGAGGUUGCAGGAUAAUGAGCUGAACUUCUGCGUCUCCUGCCGCGCUGCCGUGUGUGGGACAUGCACUCAAAUCUGCUACCCGAACCGGAUGAGUGUGGCCCUCUGCAUGCGGUGCGCGCUACCUGACUACGUCUUCUCCUGUGGACGGUGCCACCAGCACAUCUCGUAUGAAGGCCUGGAGUUCUUCUGCGACAUGUGUGCCAACCCCAUUUGCUUCAGCUGCGUCGCUAGCGGCACUAGCUUCGAGUGUGGCAAGUUGAAAUGUAGUCUGUGCUGCGAGUACCCGAUGUCACAGGCAGCGCGUAAUCUGGUGGUCCGCUAUGUGGUAGACGGCGCCAUGCUGCGCCAGCUCCCGAUGCCGCUCGUGUCACGUGCGGCCCCGGUGGCACCGUCGCCUCCACAAGCGCGCGUGACAGCUGCAGCGUUGGUGGCGACGAUGAGCACCAAAUACCGAAAUCUGCUUGGGCGAGAGAAGCUCGGCGAGGGUGCUCAGGGCGUAGUGUACAAGUGCCGCACGGAGGAGAACGAGGUGGUGGUGGUGAAGGAGAUGGUGUUUAAUAAAACGGAUGUCACCGCCUUUGAGGCCCAGGCGCGACAAGUUGAACGCAUGCGCCAGCUAAACCACCCUCAUCUCAUCCGCUACCUCGACGUCUCGGUCAAGCAGGACCCACUACGCAUCUGCGUGGUCAUGCCCUUCUACAACGAGGGCGAUUUGAAAAAGUUCAUUGAAAUGCAGCGCAAACCGGUGACGGAGGUGAAGCUGUGCUCCAUCGUUCUGCAGAUUGCCGGCGCCCUCAGCUAUCUGCAUCGGCAAGAGCCACCGCUCGUUCAUCGUGACAUCAAGCCCGAGAACAUCCUGUUGCUCAACCACAAGGAGCAGGUACUGCUGAUGGACCUGGAUCUCUGUCGAGCAGUAGACGUAACGGCGAGCGUCAUUAAGCGGCGCGAGAUGUCACCGACGUAUGAGUACCGCGCACCAGAGUUGGCGACGAGCUGCGGCGAUACCAAAGCAGAUGUGUUUAGCCUCGGUGUGGUGAUGUUCGUGCUUGCCACACUGCCGGACUUUCCAUGCGUGCGCACGGACUCCGGCGAGGCGCUAGUGCUCUCCUCGUCUGAGUGGUCGCCAUCGUCGUUGGAGCGUGCUAUUCAGCGCGAAAUUAAGGGCGUACAGGGCUACACUUACUCAAGGGAGUUUAUCCGCUUAGUCGUGGCAAUGCUUCUUCACAAGCCCGCCGCACGUCCCACGUCGGAGAGUGUCAUCCACCGCCUGCAGAAGAUCAUGGAGCAGCGCCUGAUGGAGGGGAAGGUGUGA